AGAAGAGCACGACGAACGAAAGGAAGAGAUAAUGAUGGAUCAAGAGAGCUAAGCAGCACUCGUUACAUGUAGCUGCUUCCGUGCACCUUGUCCCCAGUGCCCCCCUGUUUGGCAAAUUCGCUGAGGUAGCAGCACCCAAAAGCUUGCGGUUGCCCUACAGCUACAGCAGCAAGAAAUAGCCGCCAAAUAAUGACUGAACCCACCACAGUCCAUGUCGUAGUGGCUUCCACCGUGGCUGGCUUUACUUCUACAAUUCUGGGACACCCGCUGGACACCAUCAAAGCACACCUGCAAACUUCCUCUUCUUCUACAACCACAACCAGCAGUUGGCAAGUGGCCCGUCGUCUGCAGUGGAAUCUCUUUCGCGGCAUUGGACCUCCCUUGGUCAAUGCCAUUCUCAUGAAUGCCGUCAUGUUUUCCGUAUUUGACAAGGUCAACACUGCUAACAACAGCAAUGUCUUUGUGGCAGGACUCUUGUCAGGUUUUGCCACCGCCAUGAUUAGUACGCCCACUGAUUGGAUCAAAAUUCAAGCCCAAUUGCAAAUGCAAACACAAACACAAAAGUCCAGUUGGCAAAUUUUGGUGCAAACGCUGGCCAAGGGGCCACCACGAGUUGUAAUCUCUCAAUAUCUCUACCGGGGACACGUGGCCAAUUUGGCACGAGAAGGAAUCUUUAGCAUGGUCUAUUUGGGGUUCUAUCACUACAUACUCCAAAACAACAGGUCCGACGACAAUGACAACAAUUCACAACAUUCCCUGCCCGUAGUAGCAGUAACCAGUUCGCUCACGGGUGCAAUGGCAUGGGUCCUGAGUUAUCCCAUGGAUACCAUCAAGACGUUACGACAAAGUGGUCGUACGCGGCAAGAAAUUUAUCAACUGUGCAAGACACGGGGGUAUGCUGCUGCAGCAUUGUAUCGAGGAUGUGCCACUUCCACGGGACGAGCCAUGCUGGUCACGUCCAGUCGCAUGAUGGCUUACGAAGGGUGCAUGGCCGUGUUGGCGGCCAAUUCAUCCUGAUCAUCCUACUUGAGAGAGUCAUCGAGUGGAAUGGAAAGCAGCCGUCGCAUGCAAACGACUGCCUGUAAAACAAGCAACCAACAAUUAUUCAUUGCACGUUAGAUUGUUUGGGCCUCGAUUGCUCGAUGGGUGCAUUGUUGGUGCCGAGAGAUUUGGUCCAGGCUGCAUAGACAGAAGACUGAGGGGAACUGCAAUCUAUCAGGAGCCCGAGAAUCGAAUGAUUCAAUCGACGGUCUUGAACUGCUUUUGCCAAGUGCUCGCUCGACGAGUUUCCGGCUUCGUUGGGAUGCGGCCGUCGGAUCUCUAUAAGCAACUUGAGUGUUUCGCCUUCAGCCUAGCUAGGGCAGCAUCAACCCAACCACUGUCAACACAAUACAACACAGAAGCUAGCUAGCUAGCUAUAACCAGAGUCCAUGCUCGGGUACCGGUAGCUAUCAUAACCGCACAAAUCAGACGGCCCCGAUUGAUAUGUAAAAUUUUGGUUACUAAGAAAUGAGACUAGCUAGAAACUUGUCUCUUCUCCUCAACUUCUUCUAAUAGUGGUCUGUCCAG
Seminavis robusta is the source of this 1569-nucleotide messenger RNA. The record is from the annotation of a GenBank genome assembly. Lineage: Eukaryota; Bacillariophyta; Bacillariophyceae; Naviculales; Naviculaceae.